AUGACAAACUUAGAAAACAUCUGCGGUAAAUUUAACUCUUCAAUAGAGAAUAUGAAACUUAUAGUAUGUAACGAACUUCAAAGUAUAGAUACAACAAAAGUUUUGAACUCAGAUGCUUUGAAGAGUCUUAUAACAGAUAAAGUUGGAGUUGUUGAAAGAAAAUAUAAAGACCAAAGAGUUUGUGAAAAUGUUGCAAACUUCAUUAUGGUUUCAAACAAUGCUGUUCCGAUGAAGUUAGAAAGUUCUGACAGAAGAUAUGUAGUUGUCAGAACGUCAGAUUCUCAUAUGCAAGAUACAGAAUAUUUUGACGACUUAGCAGAAACUUUGACAUCUGACUUUUACAACCACUUGUUCUCAUAUUUUAUGACAUUAGAUAUUUCAAAGUUCAAUCCAAGACAAAUUCCACAUACCGAAGAGAGACAAACAUUGUUAGAAGCAAACAAGAGUGUAUAUGAACUGUUCAUAGAUGAAACUGACUUUGAGUGUUUAGAUGAAAGGUCAUUGUACGAUUCGUAUAAACAAUAUUGUCAAGAGUAUGGUUAUAUGACAGCGUCUAAACGAACAUUCUUGGCAAAUGUCAAAAGUCUUUUAGAUGUACAGAAUGGUGUAUAUACAAAGAAAAAUUUUUCUGAGUAA
This is a messenger RNA of Trichomonas vaginalis G3, 636 nucleotides long. RefSeq names its product Poxvirus D5 protein-like family. Lineage: Eukaryota; Parabasalia; Trichomonadida; Trichomonadidae. Bases 1 to 636 code for a protein of 211 amino acids. The transcript has a single exon. The record is from RefSeq and is a predicted model, not a curated record.